Messenger RNA from Brassica rapa (field mustard), 3260 nucleotides. Its product is annotated as protein NUCLEAR FUSION DEFECTIVE 4. NCBI's taxonomy places the organism in Eukaryota, Viridiplantae, Streptophyta, Magnoliopsida, Brassicales, Brassicaceae. Gene Ontology annotation, cellular component: membrane. The record is from RefSeq and is a predicted model, not a curated record.
GUUAUUUACAUGGUUACUCUAUAGCACUUUUCAGUAUUGUCUGUUAUAUUGAAUGAAAUAUUUUUCAAACUUUUGACAGAUUUUGCUCUUUACUAGUAUCGGUUUCAGUCAAGUAAGUGAAUCAAGUGACUAAAGGGUCGACUAUGAAGAAUUUGCAUGUGGAAGAGACAACCGGACUCAUGAUUAAGAUAGUUAUAGGCCUGAAAGCCUGAAACUAGCAGACGUAAACGGAGCCCAUUAUAUAAUAUAACCAACAUUCUGGACACGGCUAUCCAAAUUGAAUAUUUUUUUUGGCACAAUAAUAUUAUUAUUUUUAUUUUUUCUUUUCAAUUCUAGUAUUUUUCUAGAAUCCAAGUUUGGUUUUUCGACCUGUAUUAAAAAAGUUUAUCUAGAAACGUCAAAUAUUGUUAAUACUCACUUCUCCAUGAACAAUCGCCCACCGUGGACUUCAAAACUACGGCUGUUUAGGAUAAAUUAAAUUUACCCUAACAACGGCCAUCAGGGUCCAAGAGCCUUGUGUUUUUCCAACUGUGCUAGAUAGAAUUAUUAAAUGUAUUUAGUGUUUCAGAUCCAAAUGAUUUGGACAUACUAGAGAAAUGUUUUUUAAUAAGAAAUAUAUAUGAAAAGUUUGAAAACAUUGAUAAUGAAAAGUUUUACAGAAUAAAGAAAUAGGAUCGUUUUAAAGAAGUACAAAGUGGUUGUAGCAAGUAUACAAUCGUUUAGACAACGAAAAUAGACAAAUUUAUUGGAUAGAUGAAAAUUUUCGUUUGUUUAUGUGAUUUCACUUAUUGUUCAAUUAUUUUAAGACAGACACUACCAACUUUUUGACACUACUGUUUAUUUACUAAUAAUAACUACUGUUUCUGUCAGCCUCCAUGAUCCAUAUGUAACUAGCAAAAGGUAUAAAAAGAUAUUCUGGUCAACUUAAACCAAUAUAGUGUUUGAGAAUUGAUCUGUUCUUUUUUUCUUCUAAUUUGGCCUCUCUUUACUAUCCAAGGAUAUGGAGUAACAUUUAUGCAUUUUCAUCUUCUUAUCCUUAUCCUUUUAGACACGAAUGGUCUAGCCGACAACAUUAGGAAAGACAGAUACUAUGGUCAAUCUUUAUUAUUAUUUCUUGACAUCAAUAAAAUGGUAAAUCUUCCUCAAAUCUUUCAGACAAUCCGCUCUCUCUUUGAUACAUACAUGUACCUAAAAAAUAUCCCCUAUUAUCUUGCUCUUACUUUAUAGCCUUCCAGACUCUCUUUCUGUACUUUAAUCAUUACAUCUCUCUUUCUUGCUCAGCCUUUCUCAAUAGUCUUCAAAGAGAUCCAAAUCACAAGAGAUCUUGAUUCUGUAAACUCAACUCUUGUUUCCAAGAUGCAUCAGUCUGGAGAGACCGUACGAUUCUUGAUUCACCUCUUUAAUGGAAGAUGGUUCAUGGUGUUUGCUUCGUUCCUCAUCAUGGCGUGCGCUGGAGCCACUUAUCUCUUCGGGACAUACUCCAAAGACAUCAAAUCCACACUUGGUUACGACCAGACAACGUUGAACCUGUUAGGUUUCUUUAAAGAUCUCGGAGCAAACGUAGGAGUCAUGUCCGGACUCAUAGCGGAAGUCACACCGACUUGGUUCGUUCUAACCGUCGGCUCCGCGAUGAACUUCGUCGGUUACUUCAUGAUCUGGCUCACCGUUACAGGGAAAGUAUCCAAACCGAAAGUCUGGCAGAUGUGUCUCUACAUUUGCAUCGGAGCCAACUCUCAGAACUUCGCAAACACGGGAGCUUUGGUUACUUGCGUCAAGAACUUCCCUGAGAGCAGAGGAGUCAUGCUCGGUUUGCUCAAGGGCUACGUUGGGUUAAGUGGAGCGAUCAUGACGCAGCUUUACUUUGCUAUUUACGGUAACGACUCCAAGUCUUUGAUUCUGUUGAUCGCUUGGCUACCCGCUGUGGUCUCCCUUGUGUUUGUGUAUUCCAUUAGAGAGAAGAAGGUCGUGAGGCAGAGGAACGAGCUGAAUGUGUUUUACAAUUUUCUAUAUCUCUCCAUCUUCUUGGCGUUGUUCCUAAUGGCUAUGAACAUCGCCGAGAAGCAAGUUCAUUUCACCAAAGCCGCUUACGCGGCGAGCGCUACGAUCUGUUGUGUUUUGCUAUUUGUGCCUCUAACGGUUGCGGUUAAGCAAGAGAUCGAAGUGUGGAACAUGAAGAAGUUGCCUCCCAGCGAGGUCAAAGUUGAGAACCUUUCUAGGAUGAGCGACCUCCCGGGAAGUCCCCUAGAAAAAAAGGUUGAGGCCCCAAAGAAAGAAAUUGAUCUUGUUCAUGAAGAGAAGGAGAUGAAAUCUUGUUUCUUGACGGUUUUUGAUCCGCCGCCAAGAGGGGAAGAUUACACAAUACUACAAGCAUUGUUAAGCCUCGACAUGAUCAUCCUAUUUAUGGCGACUUUCUGCGGUUUAGGGUCGAGCUUGACGGCUGUAGACAACCUAGGACAGAUAGGGGAGUCCCUCGGCUACCCGAACCAUACGGUUAGCUCAUUUGUGUCUCUAGUUAGCAUAUGGAACUACUUCGGCCGAGUCUUCUCCGGGUUCGUCUCUGAAUACUUGCUCGCCAAGUAUAAACUACCCCGACCGCUCAUGAUGACGUUCGUCCUUUUAUUGAGCUGCGCGGGACACCUUCUCAUCGCGUUCCCGGUGCCUGGCUCGGUAUACAUAGCGUCCAUUCUAAUGGGAUUCUCUUUCGGCGCGCAACUCCCUCUCCUCUUUGCCAUCAUCUCGGAGCUUUUUGGUCUCAAGUACUACUCUACAUUGUUUAACUGCGGGCAGCUCGCUAGCCCGCUCGGGUCUUACAUCUUGAACGUUCGCGUCACGGGCAUGCUUUACGAUAGAGAGGCCUUGAAGCAGCUAAAAGCGCGAGGGCUAACGAGAAAAGAUGUGAAAGACUUGACUUGCUUAGGAAGUCAAUGCUAUAAAUUGCCGUUUGUGAUUUUGGCUUCAGUGACCUUCUUUGGAGCGCUAGUGUCUUUGGGUCUAGCGAUAAGGACGAGAAAGUUUUACAAAGGUGAUAUUUACAAAAAGUUUAGGGAGACUCCUGGAUCUGAAUCUGUGUCUGUAUUGGUCUCUGAUCCAAGAAAGUCUUGAUGAGGAAACACAACAGCUUUGUUUAAUUUGUUUUCUAAUCAUUCUGUUGAAUUAUAGAUGGAUAUAUUUUUAUUAGUAGAGAGCUGUGUCGUUAUUCUAUACUUCAACGUGGUUUCGUUUUCUUUAGUCAAGCUUAAAUAGUGGAAGCCUUUUUGUCA